This is a messenger RNA of Panicum virgatum (switchgrass), 897 nucleotides long. RefSeq lists its product as uncharacterized. The transcript is spliced from 2 exons. The record is from RefSeq and is a predicted model, not a curated record. The coding region runs from base 43 to 843 and encodes 266 amino acids. NCBI's taxonomy places the organism in Eukaryota, Viridiplantae, Streptophyta, Magnoliopsida, Poales, Poaceae.
UAUGACAUGAUGGCCUGAUGCUUAUUGUUUCAGGGGUGCGUCAUGCCUUUGAAGAGGUCCCUUGUUCAAAGAGAAUUGGAUGAUUCAUCAUCCGAUGACGAUGACUACGUGAUAUUCUCAGCUGCUCAAAUUGUGCAUACUUAUUCCAAUGCCAAAAGAAGUCAUGGUGGCUCGGUCCUUGGCCAUAGAGUUCUUUAUCGGGACAGAAAAGGCGGCCACGAAAGGAUGUUUCAAGAUUAUUUGGCGGUUAAUCCAACAUACACCCCUGAAAUUUUUCGUCGAAGGUACAGGAUGUCUAGGGAUCUUUUCGUACGCAUAAUGAAUGCGGUAGAAGCACACGAUGAUUACUUUGUUCGAAAAAGGAAUGCGGCCAAUACACUUGGAUUGAGUUGCUUCCAAAAAGUCACUGCAGCUUUUCGUAUGAUCACUUAUGGGGUUCCAGCUGAUGCAACCGAUGAGUACGUUCGCAUUGGCGAAAGUACUGUACUCGAGUCACUAUGUAGGUUUGUUGCUGCAGUUGUUGAUAUUUUUGAAGAUGAAUACCUGAGAUAUACCAAUGAGUCAGACACAGCACGCUUACUUGCAAUGGGUGAGCGAAGAGGUUUUCCUGGAAUGUUAGGGUCCAUCGAUUGUAUGCAUUGGGCGUGGAAGAACUGUCCUUAUGAAAAACAAGGUCAGUACAAAGGUCAUGUGGAAAAGCCCACUAUCAUUUUGGAGGCUGUUGCUUCGCACAACCUUUGGAUAUGGCAUGCCUUCUUUGGAAUGCCUGGAUCUCAUAAUGAUAUAAAUGUCCUUCACCGGUCUCCUUUGUUUGAAAACUUGGCGGAAGGUACAGCUCCAUAGGUGAACUAUACUGUUAAUGGUCAUGAUUAUACGAUGGUUUAUUAUCUUGCAGAU